CUAUGCUGCUGAUAGCAGAUCUGCUACUUCUUUCCCUUCUGGCUGUCAGAGAAGGGAAGCCUGAGUGUCAAACUUAUGGGACAAAAGAACUGUCCCAGUUUUCUAAGGAGGGAGACAUCAACAUUGGAGGCAUUUUCUCCUUCCAUCAGAACCCAGUCAGUGUCAAUCCAGCUCUCCAGGUCAACCCAGGAACGAUCCAGUGUGAAGGACUGGAUCCAGGAGAGCUUCAGUAUGCAUACACUAUGAUUUUUGCCAUAGGGGAGAUCAACAACAGCUCAGAGCUGCUGCCAGGAGUUACACUGGGUUACAGGAUCUUUGACUCCUGCCCGAGUAUCCCUUUGUCCAUCAGGGCAUCGCUAAACCUGAUGAAUAGGUAUGAGAGUGGGGAAGACAGCUGUAACAAACUCUCUAAUGUGCAUGCUGUCAUAGGGGAAACCACAUCCACCUCUACAAUAGGUAUUGCACGCACCAUGGGACCCUUUCAUAUACCUGUGAUCAGUCAUUCAGCCACUUGUGCAUGUCUUAGCAACAGAAGAGACUAUCCCUCUUUCUUCAGAACCAUACCUAAUGACAUUUACCAGAGCAAAGCCCUUGCAAAGCUUGUGAAACACUUUGGCUGGACCUGGGUAGGGGCUAUAAGAACCAAUAGUGACUAUGGGAAUGGUGGUAUGGCCACUUUCCUGGAAGCAGCAGAAGGAGAAGGUGUAUGUGUUGAGUACUCCGUGGCUAUUUACAGAACUGAUCCAAGGAAGUGGUUCUUAGAGGUGGUGGACAUUAUAAAGAAAUCCACCUCUAAGGUAAUAGUGGCAUUUGCUGAUGGCACUGACCUUGACAUACUCAUUAAGGAGCUUCAUGCUCAGAAUGUUACAGGCCUGCAGUGGGUGGGCAGUGAGGGCUGGAUCACGUAUCGCUAUAUCGCCUCUCAAGUAAACUACGCUGUGGUCCAGGGGGCAGUGGGCUUCGCAGCACUAAAUGCUCAUAUCCCUGGACUGCAAGAGUUCCUGGCUAACAGCAGGCCCUCCACCACACUGGGAAACCAGGGACUGGUGGAGUUGUGGGAGAUGGUGUUCGGCUGCACCCUGACUCCCCAAGCAGAGACUGAAGCUCAGGGUUCAGUCGCAGCCUGCACUGGGAAAGAGUCACUGUGGGACACAAACACACGCUUCACAGAUGUUUCAGAUGCCAGUUUGCUGAAUAAUGUUUACAAGGCAACAUAUGCUGUCGCUCAUGCAUUACACAUGUUGUUUACUUGUGAAGAUGGACAGGGGCCUUUUCAGAACAAUACUUGUGCUGAUAGAGAAAAGGUCCAACCAUGGCAGGUGCUGCAUUACUUAACAAAGGUCAAUUUCACUACCAAGAUUGGUGAAAAUGUGUUCUUUGAUGAGUUGGGAGACCCUGUGGCACGUUAUGCUCUCGUAAACUGGCAGAUGGAUGAGACAGGUUACAUAGUCUUUGAGACCAUUGGUUACUACGAUGCCUCUCAGCCUGAGGGUCAGCAGUUUGAGAUGAAACCAGGUGUGGGAGCCAUCUGGGCAGGCGAGAAUCUCAAAGUGCCAAGGUCUGUAUGCAGUGAGAGCUGUCUGCCAGGGACCCGCCGGGCCUUUGUCAAGGGCAAACCUAUCUGCUGUUUUGAUUGCAUCACCUGUGCUGACGGGGAGUUCAGCAACAGUACAAGUGAGACAGCAGGGUUCCUAGCCUUUACUCUAGCACUCAUCGUGUUUCUGUUGGGCAAAAUCACUGCCAGCACUUUACUGGUCUAUCUGAAGAUGUGUGUGCUCUACAGCCUAAACAUAUUUAUGCUUCCAGAUGCUGUGAAAUGUGACAAAUGCCUUCCCGAGUACAAGUCCAACAAAGAGAGGAAUAACUGUGAUCUGAAAGCGAUUGAGUUCCUCACCUUCAGGGAAUUGAUGGGUAUACUGUUGGUCACCUUCUCUGUCUUUGGUGCCUGCCUCGCGACAACUAUAGCCCUGAUAUUUUUCCACUACAGGCAGACUCCUAUUGUCAGGGCCAACAACUCUGAGCUGAGCUUCCUGCUGCUCUUCUCCUUGACUCUGUGUUUCCUGUGUUCUCUGACCUUCAUCGGUCGGCCCUCUGAAUGGUCCUGCAUGCUGCGACACACAGCAUUCGGCAUCACCUUUGUUCUCUGUAUCUCAUGUGUUCUGGGGAAAACUAUAGUGGUGUUAAUGGCCUUCAGGGCAACACUUCCUGGUAGUAAUGUGAUGAAAUGGUUUGGGCCUGCACAGCAGAGGCUCAGUGUUCUGGCUUUCACUCUCAUACAGGUUGUAAUUUGCAUACUCUGGCUGACCAUCAACCCUCCCUUUCCCUUCAAAAAUAUGAACCACUAUAAAGAAAAGAUUAUUCUUGAGUGUGCUCUGGGAUCACCUGUUGGGUUCUGGGCAGUAUUGGGAUACAUAGGACUCUUAGCUGUGUUAUGUUUUGUGCUCGCUUUUUUGGCCAGAAAGCUCCCUGAUAAUUUCAAUGAAGCUAAAUUCAUCACCUUCAGCAUGCUGAUAUUCUGUGCAGUAUGGAUCACCUUUAUUCCAGCAUAUGCCAGCUCUCCUGGGAAGUUCACAGUGGCUGUGGAGAUAUUUGCUAUUCUGGCUUCAAGCUAUGGAAUGCUGUUUUGUAUUUUUUUGCCCAAAUGCUAUAUCGUUUUAUUAAAGCCUGAGAACAAUACAAAGAAACAUUUGAUGGGUAAAGUGACCCCAAGAACCCUUUGAGUU
Epinephelus moara (kelp grouper) is the source of this 2723-nucleotide messenger RNA. Its product is annotated as extracellular calcium-sensing receptor-like. The transcript is spliced from 5 exons. Gene Ontology annotation, molecular function: G protein-coupled receptor activity. Gene Ontology annotation, cellular component: membrane. The coding region runs from base 3 to 2720 and encodes 905 amino acids. Gene Ontology annotation, biological process: G protein-coupled receptor signaling pathway. The record is from RefSeq and is a predicted model, not a curated record. Lineage: Eukaryota; Metazoa; Chordata; Actinopteri; Perciformes; Serranidae.